Arabis nemorensis is the source of this 2922-nucleotide messenger RNA. The record is from the annotation of a GenBank genome assembly. NCBI's taxonomy places the organism in Eukaryota, Viridiplantae, Streptophyta, Magnoliopsida, Brassicales, Brassicaceae.
AUGGAGAUUCAGAAAGGAGAGAGCGCGGUCAUAUGUUCAAAUGAUGUUCUUGAGUCACUAUCAGAGAGUAUAGAUGCAGCAAAGAAUCUCAUCGAGAAAUCUCAAGAAAGCAACGGACCAGAAUCAACGACUGAUCUGACAAGCGUUGAGACAGGUCUUGAAGGCGUUGUGAAGCAGAUGGGUGAAACUUUGCAGUCCAUACCUGAAUCAACAUUCGCCGAGGAAGAAUAUAUAGGAGUGGUUAUCCAGUCUCUUUCAAAUGAGAUGCAGAAUGCUAACAUUGGAGAUGGUAGUAAAAAUGAGAUCAUACAGAAUGUGCAGCAGGAGAUUUCUGCAAGGCCUCCACCAGAAUUGGUGUCAGAGCAAAUAGAGACAGAUCUCUAUCCCACUGAUCCUGAAUUUUCCUAUGAAAGUUACAUAAGUGAAUCACAAUCACAAAUGAGCGAAAUACCGGAUAUCCCAAGCCAGAGCACAAAUGUUAGCAGCCAGAGAAAGUAUGCAAGUCUGAGCGAAUCCUUGUCAAUGUUACCACAGGUGACACAGUUCAUGGAGCCUCCAUACCAAGCUUUCAUCUGUCCAUUGACCAAAGAAAUAAUGGAAGAUCCAGUAACCACAGAAACAGGAGUCACCUGUGAAAGAAAAGCAGUAACAGAGUGGUUUGACAGAUUCGAGAACCCCGAUGAGAUUAGCUGUCCAAUCACGGGGGAAAAUAUGACCACUAGAUUGAGUGCUAAUGUUGUCUUGAAAACCAUCAUUCAGGAAUGGAUAGUACGAAACGAGGCAGCAAGAAUCAAGGUGGCUCAUGCAGCUUUAUCAUUGGGCGGUUCAGAAAGUAUGGUUAUCGAAGCAUUAAGAGAUCUGCAAAUGACUUGUGAAGGGAAAGAGUACAAUAAGGUACAAGUCCGUGAAGCUGGGAUCAUUCCGUUGCUCGACAGAUACCUGACAUACAGAAGUAAAGAUGUGAGGUACGAACUAUUGCAGCUGUUGAGGAUGCUGGCAGAAGAAGACACUGACGAUGGCAAGGAAAUGAUUGUGAAGACGAUAACUAUGUCAUGCGUCAUCAAACUUUUGGGAAGCAGUCACCAGUCAGUAAGACAUGCAGCACUAGUCUUACUGCGCGAGCUUUCAAAAUCUCAGCAUGCAUGUGAGAAGAUUGGAACUGCUACAGGGGCAAUAUUGAUGUUAGUUACCUUAAAGUAUAACAACAAGUUUGAUGCCUUUGCUUCCGAAACAGCAGACCAAAUCUUAAGAGAUCUAGAGAAGUUCCCUGAUAACAUCAAACAAAUGGCAGAGAGUGGACUAUUGGAACCUCUUCUCACCCAUAUGGCAGAAGGGAGUGAAGAGACGCAGGUGGUAAUGGCUUCAUACCUUGUUGAAAUUGAUGUUGGUCAUGAGAAAAAACCUUACGUAGCUGAGAAGGCUUGCCCUGCACUCGUCGGGCUGGUGCAAAGUGAAAAUAUUGAGGCUCGAAGAGCCGCCUUCAAAGCUCUUGCUCAUAUCUCAUUGUAUCAUCCCAACAACCAGAUACUUGUAGAAGUUGGCAUCAUCAAGAUCAUGGUCGAAGAGAUGUUCACCAAGCGAAAUUUCAGUGAUCUGAUGAACUCCAGGAAUGAAGCUGCUACAAUACUUGCAAACAUACUUGAAUCUGGGCUAGAACAUGAGACCUUCGAGGUGAAUACCCAUGGCCACACUUUAGGCUCGGAUUACUUUGUAUACAACAUCAUCAACAUGCUCAAGAACUCAAGCCCAGAUGAUCUGAACAUUGAUUUGAUCAGGAUUCUCCUAUCCUUGUCCAAAUCACCCAAAGCAAUGGCAACUAUCGUCUCAGUGAUUAAAGAAACCGACGCAAGCUUUGCCAUGAUAGAACUCAUCAACAAUCCUCAUGAGGAAUUGGGGGUUGGAGCAUUAAAGCUUCUCAUAGCACUUACACCCUACAUCGGUCACACGCUAUCAGAGAGACUAUGUAAAACUAGAGGCCAGCCAGAAAAUCUUAUCCAAUGCCCGGCAGAAGCAAAUCAGAUAACAGAGAAACAUGCUGUUUCAGCUAAGUUACUUGCUAAUUUGCCUCAUCAAAAUCUGACUCUUAACCUAGCACUGGUCAACGAGAGCAUAGUGUCUGAAAUUCUGCAUGCAAUCCAUCUGAUUCAAAGAAGUGGAACACGAACAAGCAGGUAUGCAACUGAUUUUCUGGAAGGUCUCGUUGGCAUCUUAGUGAGAUUCACAACUACACUGUAUGAGCCCCAAAUGAUGUACCUAGCCAGAAACCAUGACUUGACAUCAGUGUUUGUUGAUUUAUUGAUGAAAACAUCAAGUGACGAAGUUCAAAGGUUAUCAGCAACUGGACUAGAAAAUCUAUCCUCCAUAACUAUGACUUUAUCGAGGCCACCGCAAACUAGGAGCACGAAAUUCAUGGGAUCACUGAGUAUGCCUAGGUCCUUCUCCCUCCGUUCAUCCAAAAAGAAGCCAAUAGAGAUCUGCGCAAUCCACAUGGGGGUAUGUUCUGCAAAAAACACAUUUUGCUUAGUUGAAGCAAAUGCAGUCACACAACUUCUAGUAUGUUUGGAGAGUGAUAAAGUGGAGGUGGUGGAGUCAGCAUUAUCUGCUAUAUGCACGCUGUUGGAUGACAAGGUUGAUGUGGAGAAGAGUUUAAGCAUGCUGAGUGGAAUGAAUGCAGUACAACUAAUUCUAAAUGCAGUCAAAGAACACAAGAAAGAGUCUCUAUUGCAGAAAGCAUUUUGGAUGAUCGACAAGUUCUUAAUUAGAGGCGGAGAAAAGUAUGCAUUCGGCAUUUCACAAGACAGGAUGCUGUCAGGUAUGUUGGUUAGUGCCUUCCAUCGUGGAGAUGGUAACACAAGGCAGAUGGCAGAAAAUAUUUUGAGGCGUUUGGACAAGAUGCCAAGUUUCUCUACCUAUAUCACAUAA